GGAUUGAUUUUGGGCUGUGGAAAUAAUUCAUAUAUUAAAUUUUAAGACCUUAAGCAUUUUCUUUCCUACUAUUUUGAAAUCAAAUUUUGAAAAAGAAUGUAAGAUGAAUUGAUUAGAAGCUCUAGGAACGUAGUUCUCACAUUUCAAGCUGCUCGACUUAUCGCGCGAGAUUUGAAUUAUAUCUGCAGUACAACCACAAUGAUCACAAUCCUCCGGUUAACCCAUAAAUUCAAUGGCAAUAUUAGUCAAAGUGGGUGUCAGUGCCUUAAACGCUAUGAUUUUAAAGAAAAAGUGUUAAUUUCUUCAUUGCAGUUUUCCAGAAGAAUCUCUUAUUCAAGUAUAUUAAAUGCAGAAACACCUAAGAAGGAUGUGUCAGGAAAGUUACCACAAAAGUAUGACGCAGAGGCAGUUGAAUCAGAAUGGUAUCGAUGGUGGGAACAAGAAGGUUUCUUCAAAGUACAAACAAAUACCAAAAAUUUACAAGAGAAACAAACAUUUACCAUGAUUCUUCCCCCACCUAACGUGACGGGUACUCUUCAUCUAGGACAUGCACUGACUGUGACAAUUCAAGAUGUACUUGCAAGAUGGAUGAGAAUGUGUGGACGUAAUGUACUGUGGAUACCUGGAACCGAUCAUGCUGGAAUUGCUACCCAGGUUGUUGUUGAGAAACAAUUGCUGGCCCAACAUAAUAUUAACCGGCAUACCUUGGGCCGUGAAAAUUUUCUGAAAGAAAUAAGAAAGUGGCAAAGGGAGAAAGGUUCUCACAUUCAAAAUCAACUGCGUCUUAUGGGAGCAUCACUUGAUUGGAGUAGGGAAUACUUUACGAUGGACCAGAAACAAUCUUCUGCUGUUACUGAAGCAUUUAUACGCCUUUUUGAGGAGGGGCUAGUUUACCGUAGUAAUGUUCCUGUCAGCUGGUCUUGCUGGCUAAGGUCUACUAUAUCUGACAUAGAAAUUGAAAACCAGGAAAUAAAUGGUCCAACAGACCUGCAUGUGCCAGGAUACACCCAGCCUGUCCAGUUUGGAAAGUUAACAAACAUUGUCUAUAAGAGUUGUGACAGUGUAAAUGAAAUAAUUGUCUCUACAACAAGACCUGAGACCAUGCUAGGAGAUGUUGCUAUUGCCGUACACCCUGCUGAUUCCCGCUACAAACAUCUCCAUGGUUCAUUUUUUUGGCAUCCUUAUAGACAUGAAAAAAUACCAUUAAUAUGUGAUGAAUUUGUAGAUCAAGAAUUUGGAACUGGCGCUGUAAAAAUUACACCUGCACAUGACAGAACAGACUUUGAUGUUGCGAUGCGGCAUAACCUUCAAUUAAUCUCAGUUAUCAAUGAAUAUGGCAACAUUUGUGACAACUUUGUCAACUUCAAGGGUAUGAAACGUUUCAUUGCUAGAGAUCACUUAGUGAAAGAUUUGUCAGCACAAGGGCUCAUACAGGGAGAGAAUCCUCAUAAAAUGAUUGUUCCUGUAUGUGGGAGAUCUGGAGAUAUUGUUGAACUUAUUCCAAAACCACAGUGGUUUUUAUCCACAAAAGACAUAGCUCAGAAAGCAAUAAAAGCUGUGAAAGAGAAAAAAUUACACUUUUCCCAUAAGCAAGCAGAGAAGCUUUGGCUGCAAUGGUUUGAAAACAAUCAAGAUUGGUGUCUUUCUCGUCAACUGUGGUGGGGUCAUCGAAUCCCUGUGUUCAAAUGCUGUUUUCCGAAUGGAUCAUCGGAGAAGUGGGUAGCAGCAGGAAGUGGGUCAGAGGCCAAAGUCAAAGCAUCAGCACAGUUUUCUUGUCAACCAGAUGAUCCUAGACUGACAGUUUUGCAAGAUGAGGAUGUGCUAGAUACUUGGUUUUCAUCAAGUAUUUUACCUUUCUCGGCUCUAGGGUGGCCAGAAAUGACUGAGGAAUUUCAAAAUUUAUACCCUCUGAGUCUUAUGGAAACAGGACAUGACAUUUUGUUGUUUUGGGUGGCUAGAAUGGUUAUCCUUGGAGAACUUCUUACACAUAAACUGCCAUUUGAGAAUGUACUUUUGCAUGGAGUUAUUCGAGAUGCAUCGGGUAGAAAGAUGUCCAAAAGCAUUGGAAAUGUGGUGUCUCCUGAGGAUAUACGAGAAGGACGAACAAUUGAGGAACUUGUGAGUGCCAUAGUUUUAAGUCAUGAAUCUGGAGUGAUCCCAAAACAAGAGCUUAAAAAUGCUAUUCAGAAUCAAAAGAAAAUGUUUCCUGAAGGCAUACCUCAGUGUGGUACAGAUGCCCUAAGGUUUACUCUUUGUUCAUAUCCAAUUGAGAGUCACUUCAUUGAUUUUAAUGUGAAAAACUGUGAGGCAAAUCGUAAGUUUUGCAACAAAUUUUGGCAAGCAUGUCGAUAUGUCGAAGGAUUUAUGGAAGAUUCAUGCUUGAACCCACAGUUGAAAUUUGAAGAUCAAACCUCAUUAUGUGUUAUGGACAUGUGGGUAUUAAGUAAAUUGUCUGGUCUAGUUCAUAAACUUGAAAACAGCUUGAGUAGACAAGCUCUACAUGAAUGCGUGGAAGCAUUGAGGGUUUUUAUACACCAUGAAUUCUGUGAUGUGUAUCUUGAGAGCACCAAGUUUUUGAAGAACACAGACAGUCAAGCUAAACAAAACACUAGGAGGGUCCUUUCUGUAUGUGUUGAAAAUAUUCUAGCCCUGUUGUCUCCUUUCAUGCCAUUUCUUACAGAAGAACUCUACCAGCGAUUAUCUUAUUUUCCCAAGACCUCAGAUAGUAUUACCAAGUGUCACUAUCCGCAGCCAAAAGAAUGGAUGAAAUGGUAUAACAAGAGCCUUGAAAGUGAAAUAGAUUUAAUCCUUAAAACUGCAUCUGUCAUUAGACAUCUUAAGAAAAAAAAUGGACUGAAAAAUAAGGAUACUGUUUCAGUGGCAUUGAUAACCAAAUCCGAACUUGAAUUAGAACAGUUUUUUGAACAUAAAAUAUUGUUAGAAAAUUUAUCAAGAAGCUCUAUCAUAAAUGUGCUAAAUGCACCUGAUGAGGUUUCAAACGAUUUUAUGACAGAAGGGAGACUAGACAACUCCUGUAUUGUUAAAAUUGUAUUAGAGGGUGAAAAUCAAAAACUGCAGUCUAAUAAAAUGAAAUCCGAAAUCAUUGCUUUAGCUUUAAAAAAGCAAUCCAAGCUGAAAGAGCAAAUCUUAAGAACAAGAAAUAUUUUAGAAAAUCCCAAAUUUUGGACAAAUGCCCCCGAGGAUGUGAAGCAAACACUCCCUUUGGAGUUAACAAGUUUAGAGGAAGAGCAGAAAAAGAUAGAAACUUUUUUAAAUCAAAUUCCAAAUUUGAAUGAGAAUUUAAUGCAAAACUUGCCAGGUAAAAAAUAAUAAUCUAAUGAUGUGGUAGACAGCAACAAAUAAAGAACAUGUUGUGCAAUAAAAUUGCGUUAAGUCACA
Frankliniella occidentalis (western flower thrips) is the source of this 3399-nucleotide messenger RNA. Its product is annotated as valine--tRNA ligase. Gene Ontology annotation, biological process: valyl-tRNA aminoacylation. Gene Ontology annotation, cellular component: cytosol. The record is from RefSeq and is a predicted model, not a curated record. The transcript has 18 exons. Lineage: Eukaryota; Metazoa; Arthropoda; Insecta; Thysanoptera; Thripidae. The coding region runs from base 199 to 3330 and encodes 1043 amino acids. Gene Ontology annotation, molecular function: ATP binding; valine-tRNA ligase activity; aminoacyl-tRNA deacylase activity.